AAAAACGUUUCUUUGAGCCUCCGAUGGGUCCUGCCGUUCGCUUGUCAAAAGUGGAGUCGUGGUUCUUUCGAAUUAAUCCACGGCACGAUCGAUAUUUGAGUGCUGACCACUUAUUAUGAAAUGAAUCGAGGGUCAAGAUUAAUCCGAUCUAGAUUCUACUCCAUUAUUACGUCCCAUACCCAAAGUGUCUUCACUGUACAAUUGAAACGUCUCAGGUUUUUCGCAUUCAUUUUAAGAAUUCGGAUCGCAAACAAGGUGCCCAAACUUUGUAUCCACAUCGACCAUAUACCCCAGCAAGUUCCGAAUGACCCUAGACACAAUAAAAUAGAGCUUCGUAACUCCUCCGUAUGGCCCCUCCAUGUUUCCACCUAUGAACUGCUGAUCCACUGCAUGGCAGGUUCGCAACGAGCAAAUCAUGAUUGUUUGCAUCGCAAAGUGGCCCUGUGAUAUCCGAGGCAUGGUUCUUCCAUAACCAAUUUACUGGAAAUCCGGAAGUCGUUCCCCAGAAGCUUAUGGAUUACUCCCGAUACAGAUUCAGCUUGUUCUCUCCGUGCUUUCACAGCCUUCCGAGAAUCCUUUUGUCAGUUUUCCGUUCAUUAUUCUCUUUUCCCACUUGGUAGUUCAUAGUUGUUAAUGAGCCGACAGGGGCGGCUCGUUAACACAUGCCAUAGGGCGCGGUAUUUCGUAAUAUUUUACUUUCCCCCCGUGCUCUACUUUUCUUAAAACUAAUAGAUAUAGUAUUGAUAAAUCCCAGGAUAGUGCUUUUUUCACGGUGGGUUUUAUGAACCAUCGGCAUCCGGCACUUCAAUCAACGAUGCUUGAAUCUUCAUGAACUGUUUUGACUGACGAACCCAAUAAUAAGCGCUAUGUCAAUGCCAACGACUGGCUUGGUGGUUCCGCCAGGACAAUCACCCCCAUUUGCUGUCGUGACGAGUACGGAUCAUUCAGCGUGGGUGAUAAUAGCGACGGCGUUGGGACUUGCAUGCGUGCUGGUCUUCGGUGGGAUCAAGACUUUUGCUAGAACUUCAUUGGGGAAAGGGGUCAGUUAUGAUGAAAUGUGUCUUGUGGCUUCAACGGUUAGUUGCUUGAAAAUAUAAUUUGCGGCGGCCACUCCUCGCCGUGAUAAUAUUCUCGAAUGGAAUCAAAUGGCUGAUGGAAAGUGUAGCUCAUUGCGUCCAUUCAAUCGUCGGUGAUACUGGGAGCUUGUUCGAAAGGCUUGGGAAAAUCUAUCGAACUUGUACCGGUGAAGAAUCAAGCUUCAAUACAGCAAGUAAGUCCGAGCCAACAAAGUAAUGCGGUUUAGAUGCAAACAAAGGCUAAUGUUUUAAUUUGGCAGAUGUGCUACACAGGCCUCGUGUUGUUCGUCAUAUCUGUUGGUCUCUCCAAAGCUUCAGUGGUAGUUUUACUGGGAAGUUUGACGCCAGAUCAAAAACAUCAGAAGAUAUUCCGGAGCGUAAUAGGUUUAAUAGUGAUUUGGACUAUCGCGAGUACAUUUGCUGUGGCUCUCCAGUGCAAUUUGGCGCAUCCGUGGAAAACUAUAGGGGAGCGUUGUGACAACGUAGUAAGCUUCCUCACAUCGGAUUUCGUCCUAAACUACGAAUCUAACAGAAAUUUUAGUUUUUGAGAUGGCAAAUUAUAUCUUCUUUUGAUAUUAUUUUCGAGCUCGCCUUUGUUUCUCUAUCAAUUUAUCUAGUAUGGAGUCUUCGAACGAGCAAAUCAAAUAAGACAAUUGUAGUUGUUGCAUUCGGCUUUCGUCUUCCGUACGUUUGGGGUUUUCAUUGAGUAUAAGCGCACGCUAACGCUCCUAUCUAGUAUGAUCAUCGCCAUUUCGUACCGACUGGCGACAUUCGACAUAAAUGGGUUGAGCAAAAAUCCCAUGUUUCUCGAGGACGAAUUCAUUAUAUGGACACAAACCGAACUCAACUAUUCUGUCAUUUCAGCCAUCAUACCAAGUCUCCGACCUUUUGUCAAAAAUCUUUCUACAUAUUACGGCCAGGAGCUAGGAGGAAGAUCUGGAUAUACGCUGGAGAAUUCCGAAAACUAUCAACUUUCAAAUUUGGGCUCAGGCCUCCGGAAGGACACCCAACAAGAAGGGAGGGUACGGGAAGAUGUGGAUCCGGACGACUAUAAAUUUAGGAUUUGGGCAAAUGAGGAAGGACGAGGUGCUAAGAGACAUAAGAAUAUUGGGGAGGGAAGUUCGAGGUUAUGGAAAGAAACUGGGGGUGAAGCGGCGGAUGGAUUGAGUGUGGGAAGUGGUGAUAGCCAACGGAUGAUUAUCAAAAAGGAUACUACAUGGACGAUACAGAUGGAUUGAUCAGAGAUGGAAAUGGAAAUGGAAAUGGAAAUGGCCAAGACAUAGGAUAUUGGGAAGCCAAAAUAUGGCAGCAGAUAAUGCUUUCUAAGGAAUUAGGCAUAAUAGGAAGCGGUCAGACUCCAGACACGCUUUGAUUCACACAUUUUUCAAGCGGUUUUUAUUAUGACGCAAAACGGUUGGAGAGCCCACAAACGGUGGUCGUUGAACCUUACUGCAGUUCGAAUGACGUCGUGUCAUUCUUGCAAGAUCCGAUAUCUCAGGCUCAGUAUCUUCAUCAAUCGAUUCCUGGCUCUAGAGUAGAGUGAAAGUGGGAGCCAUAGCCGUAAGAGCUAAAUCAUCUCUACAUUUUUCUGUGCAGAGCAGAACAGGCACUGUGGCUCAUGUAGAAGAUUCCAUCUCAUUAUUGUUCAACGGACACAGGGCAUGGAACAUCUAAACCCUGUCAAAAGCCGAAGACAGUUUAGGAAACCCGUACCUGCAUGGAGCAUGAACCCUAAGAUGCGGCAAACUCCGUCAUACACUUUGUAUAAUGUUUCGGUUGUGUAUGAACCGGACAAUUUCAACAUCCAUCUAAUCCACUAUCCGUCCAAU
This is a messenger RNA of Sclerotinia trifoliorum, 2905 nucleotides long. Lineage: Eukaryota; Fungi; Ascomycota; Leotiomycetes; Helotiales; Sclerotiniaceae. The record is from the annotation of a GenBank genome assembly.